Molecule: messenger RNA, 2171 nt
Organism: Cucurbita maxima (winter squash)
Lineage: Eukaryota; Viridiplantae; Streptophyta; Magnoliopsida; Cucurbitales; Cucurbitaceae
Product: 3-oxoacyl-[acyl-carrier-protein] synthase II, chloroplastic-like
Exons: 13
Coding region: 30-1928 (632 amino acids)
Biological process (GO): fatty acid biosynthetic process
Cellular component (GO): chloroplast stroma
Molecular function (GO): 3-oxoacyl-[acyl-carrier-protein] synthase activity
Source: RefSeq, a predicted model, not a curated record
AAGGGAAAAGAGAGAACACUUCCACUUUUAUGUGGAGCUACACACUGUCGUCUCAAGCGUCGACUUCCUCUUCUGCAGAGAUCGACGAAUGCGUCAUCGUUUCCGCCAUUUUCACCCCCUCUUCUUACUCGUCCCCACAUCCUCCUUUUGAUCUUCAAUCACUCGCUGUUUCGACGGUUCUUCUAAUCCAUUCCACCUUCUCUGAAUCUGCACGGUCCAGAUUACCUUCCUUUUCAAGCUCUUUCUCCUGUGUACGCCUUUUCUACUUGCUUUUCUUAUCCGCAUAUACCAGGUUUUGGAUUCAACCCUCCAUGGCUGCAUCCUCUGUUGUUUCUCCACUCUGCUCUGGACUUUUGUCCGCUUGCAUGUCUGUCAACUGCGGAAGAAAUCAUUCCUUUGAUUCCUCCAUGUUUUCUUCUUCUAAGAUUAUCGAAAAAUGUGCUGGAAGACGGAAGUUUAAAUCAAAAUGCAGCAGUAGAAGCUCUCAAAGUCACGGGACAGAAAUUUUGUCGUCCUGUGGAUCCAGGAUGAUGCAGGGACUUACGAGCUCCUGCAUUCUGUUCAAGCCACAAAGUAGAAAUUGGAAUUGCCUGCCAAAACGCAGGGCUGCUCAUUCGGGCGAGGCCAUGUCCAUAGCUGUACAACCUGCUGAAGAAAUAACAGUAAAAAAGAAACAUGGUACCAGGCAAAGGCGAAUAGUUGUCACUGGAAUGGGUGUGGUGACUCCACUGGGUCACGAUGCAGAUCUCUUCUAUAGUAGUUUGCUCGAGGGUAUCAGUGGCAUAACAGAGAUCGAGUCAUUUGAUUGUGACCAAUUUCCCACGAGAAUUGCUGGAGAGAUAAAGAGCUUCUCAACUGAUGGAUGGGUUGCUCCAAAACUUUCUAAGAAGAUGGAUAAGUUCAUGCUUUACUUGCUUACUGCCGGCAAGAAAGCCCUUGCGGAUGGAGGAAUUACAGAAGAUGUAAUGGAUGAGUUAAAUAAAGCUAAAUGUGGAGUGUUGAUCGGUUCAGCAAUGGGUGGCAUGAAGGUUUUUUAUGAUGCAAUAGAGGCUUUACGGAUUUCAUACAGGAAGAUGAAUCCUUUCUGUGUACCCUUUGCAACAACGAAUAUGGGUUCUGCCAUGCUUGCAGCGGACUUGGGGUGGAUGGGUCCAAACUAUUCCAUUUCCACAGCCUGUGCUACAAGCAAUUUUUGCAUAUUGAAUGCAGCAGAUCAUAUAAGUAGAGGUGAUGCUGAUGUAAUGCUUUGUGGUGGUUCAGAUGCAGCAGUUAUACCCAUAGGCUUGGGAGGCUUUGUUGCUUGUAGAGCACUUUCACAGAGAAACAGUGACCCUACUAAAGCUUCACGCCCUUGGGACAUUAGUAGAGAUGGAUUUGUGAUGGGCGAAGGUGCUGGAGUAUUGCUUUUAGAAGAGCUAGAGCAUGCGAAGAAAAGAGGCGCAGAAAUAUAUGCAGAAUUUCUUGGUGGAAGUUUAACUUGCGAUGCUUACCACAUGACAGAACCACGUCCUGAUGGGGCUGGUGUCAUUCUUUGCAUAGAAAAGGCGUUGGCCCAGUCAGGAGUAUCAAGGGAAGACGUUAAUUAUAUAAAUGCACAUGCCACAUCAACACCUGCUGGAGACCUCAAAGAGUAUCAAGCUCUUCUUCAUUGUUUUGGCAAUAACCCUGAGCUGAAGGUGAACUCCACAAAAUCUAUGAUCGGCCACCUACUUGGAGCUGCAGGUGCAGUGGAAGCUGUUGCAGUGAUACAGGCUAUUCGGACAGGAUGGGUACAUCCAAAUAUCAAUCUUGAAAACCCAGAUGAAGGCGUGGACAUGAAUGUGCUAGUGGGUCCGAAGAAAGAGAGAUUCGACAUCAAGGCAGCGUUGUCUAAUUCAUUCGGAUUUGGGGGCCAUAAUUCAUCGAUCAUAUUUACUCCAUACAAGUAAGAAAAUGGUUAGAAAUCAGGUUGGGAAGCAUAAGCAGUAGAAUGCAAUGCAAGUUUUGGCAAGUUUUAUCAAUUCUGGGUUGGAAUAAGCAUAGAUGGCAUUUUCUCUAUUAUAUCAUUUGUUCCCCUGGAUGUUGAUUACAUUCUGCUACUUCCAACUACAAUUCUUGUUUGUUUGAGAUGUUUUUAUUACAAUAAAAUUGAGACCUCGUAUUUCUGUUGACAUUUUGAUGGGGAAAUAUAA